CUAGACAGUCCACAGUUCACACACACAUUCAAAAAUCUAAAUGUCAUAAGACAAGACAUGGCUGUCUAAUAAAUUAAUCAUUUAAAUAACAUUUACGAUUCUGUACUUUAUGUUUUAUAGUAUAAAUUAGUGUUAUUAUUAUGCUCGAAAUAAAUAAAUAAUUAUAAAUAAAUAGAAUGUCUACCAGUAGUGAUUCGGAUGAAUUUUAUGAUGCCGAAGACAUUACACCUUCCCGUAUUUCCUCCAGGGUUGAUUCACACGAUCUCAAGUCAAAAAGUGUCAAGCAUUUAAUUCGUUCAGGAUCGGAGCCUUGCAUAUCAAUAGGAACAUUCUCAACAGGCCAACACAACCAAGUUACAAAUAAAACUGCAUUCAAUAAAAUAUCACAGAAUGAUGAAAAUCCAACAAGCUCUUCAGAAAUACGACAGACGAGGAGAAAAUUACGAGAAAUACGAAAAAAAAUGGAAACGGAUGAUGAAGACGGUAACGAUGGUAAUAUAUCACCUGCAGAUAGUCAAACAUCAUCAAUUGAAGGCAUAUAUGCUAAUAGUGGUACUAUUCAAGGUCAAAGUUCAAGAACUACUCAUCCAUUUAGAAUUGUUGAACAAGAUGCUGUUAGUUUACAAAGUAUGAACUCACUUGGUCGAGUUGGACGAAUUUUAAGUGGAAACACAAACAUAAUGAAUGCAAAUCGAAAUAACAAUCAAUCAAUGUCUACCAUUUCUCAGAGUUCAAAAGACUCUACAUCAGAGUCAAAUAAAGAUAUGUCACAAUAUCCAAGCACUUUAACAUUAUCAGCAGAAGUAUUAUCGAAAAUUGAAAACAAUGAUGAUAGUAAUAAAGAUGUGAUAUCAAGAGUUGCAAGUUUACCAUUACAAGAACCAGAUGUGGUGGCAAGUGCUAAAACAUCAACAAGUGCAAAUAAUUCAUUAAAACGAGAUGUGAAUACUGAUAAAAAUCCAUCAAUGCCAUGUCCAAUAGCACCACCUAGACGAAAGAAAAAAACUAAAAUGGAUAGCACACAACAUACAUCAACAACGCAAGGACCAUCUCAAGGAAAUUUAUAUGCAUCCGAAUCAGUUUCACCAUUAGCUAGUCCAGCCAGUACCAUAGAAUCUUUAACACGUGAAUUUGAACAUUCUUUGGAUAAAACUCACUAUCGACAUAGUUCGCUAGAUGGUGAUAAUCAAACGAAAGCGGGUAAAAUAUGUCGAGCAUUACGAAGAGAAUUUGAACAUUCAUUGGAUAUUAAAUCAGCUUUACAAGGCCAGUUUGUUGUAAAACCUCAAGAUGAAGAUAAAUCAAGAGCAGAUGGACCAUCAUCAUCAUCCCAAAGCCAAACAACCAAGGAAGAUAGUAUAACUACAUUAAAAAAGGAAUUAUUAGAUUCUCGUUUUAAAUAUAAACAUAAUGUUAAUUCUGUUAGCAGUAAUAAUAUUGGACAUUCCAGUUUAGGACCACACAGAUUAAUAUCGAAUUCAAGAGGAUCGAAACAAAGAAGACGUUCAGCAGGUGAUGAAGAUAUGAUAAAACAACUAAAUAUGUUUGUACGUAUGCGUAGUGAUUCUGGUAAACCGUUAACCGAUAUGGAAAUUCUUGAACAAGUGACUGUUUUAAAUUUGGAUACUGGAGAACGAGUGCCAUUAAGUGUUGCAGAAGAUAAGUUACCUCAAUGUAUAAAUCCAUUAUCUUUACAUAUAAUGCGUUUAACAUCUGAAUAUGUUAGUACUACAAGUUUAGACAAAGAAAAAGAAUCAGAUGAAGAAAGUGUUGAGAGCAAGCAAGCUAUAUUACCACAAGAAGAAAUCGAAUUAAGCCGAAUGAAGAAAGGUACUGCAAAAUUAAGAAGAAUUUUAGGAUCAACUGUAAAGAAAACAAUGCAUAAAGCUAAGUCAAUUGCUCAUGAAGUAUCACAUGCAAGACAUAAAGAAGAUGUUAUGGAUAUUGUAGACGAAGUAAAUCCUGGGGAACAAAAUAUUAAAUUAAAAGCGUCUAAUUCGCAUAAAGGACCUUAUGAAUUCGAAAAUACUCAGCAUGUUCAAGAAUUGAGUGCAGCCUGUUCUGAUGAUGAUGGAUCACCAGGCCAUGUUGGACCUAUUUGGUGUAUGAAAUUUAGUACUUGUGGCCAUUUACUAGCUACUGCUGGUCAGGAUAGAAUUUUAAGAGUUUGGGUUGUUAAAGAAGCGUUCGCACAUUUUCAGGCAAUGAGAAACAAAUAUAAUGCUGAAAAAGUUUCACCAUCACCAUCACAAGAAUCAUUGGCUUCACAUCAUAAAGAAGAAUCAAGAAAUUUUAUAACAGAUGAUUCCAAUGAAGAAGAGAAAAAUCGUCAUAUAUUUAUGGAAAAACCAUUUUGUACAUAUACUGGUCAUACAUCUGAUUUAUUAGAUGUAUCUUGGUCCAAAAAUUAUUUUGUUUUAUCAUCAUCAAUGGAUAAAACUGUACGUUUAUGGCAUAUUACAAGAAAUGAAUGUUUAUGCUGUUUUCAACAUAUUGAUUUUGUUACCGCUAUUGUUUUCCAUCCAAGAGACGAUCGAUACUUUUUAAGUGGUUCUUUGGAUGGCAAAUUACGAUUAUGGAAUAUACCAGAUAAAAAGGUAGCUGUAUGGAAUGAAGUAGAUGGCCAAACAAAAUUAAUAACAGCCGCAAAUUUUUGUCAAAAUGGUAAAUUUGCUGUGGUUGGAUCGUAUGACGGACGAUGUAUUUUUUAUACGACGGAUCAAUUAAAAUAUCAUACACAAAUUAAUGUUCGAUCAACACGCGGUAGAAAUUCUACGGGUCGAAAAAUCAGUGGCAUAGAACCAAUGCCAGGUGAAGAUAAAAUAUUAGUAACAUCAAAUGAUAGUCGAAUACGACUCUAUGAUUUACGAGAUUUAAGUUUAUCGUGUAAAUAUAAAGGUUAUGUUAAUGUUAGUAGUCAAAUUAAAGCGAAUUUUAGUCACGAUGGAAAGUAUAUUGUUAGUGGUUCUGAAAAUCGUGAUAUUUAUGUAUGGAAAACAAAUCAUGAUUAUUCGAAAUUCUCAUCUGUUCGAAGAGAUCGAAAUGAUUUUUGGGAAGCAAUUAAAGCACAUAAUGCGGUUGUUACUUGUGCUGUAUUCGCACCAAAUCCUGAUAGUAUUAUUAAGAUGAUCGAACGAACUGGUGAUAAUCGAGGACCUUCUGAAGAACAGGAACAAGAUCCAGUUGUUGAACAACAUACAAAAGGAUGUGGUGGACAUGUAUUGGUUAGUGCAGAUUUUAAUGGUUGUAUAAAAGUUUUUAUAAAUAAAAUGAAACCAAAACAUAGUUCUUUACCAGCAUCAGCUCUUGCCUAAUACAACAACAAUAUCAACAUCAACAUGUGUUUUUUGAUAAAAGUUAUUUGGGAACAUAU
Molecule: messenger RNA, 3373 nt
Organism: Chrysoperla carnea
Lineage: Eukaryota; Metazoa; Arthropoda; Insecta; Neuroptera; Chrysopidae
Product: WD repeat-containing protein 44
Exons: 12
Coding region: 177-3314 (1045 amino acids)
Molecular function (GO): protein binding
Source: RefSeq, a predicted model, not a curated record